Saccostrea echinata is the source of this 1841-nucleotide messenger RNA. Its product is annotated as peroxidase-like protein. Gene Ontology annotation, biological process: response to oxidative stress. Bases 16 to 1668 code for a protein of 550 amino acids. The record is from RefSeq and is a predicted model, not a curated record. Gene Ontology annotation, molecular function: peroxidase activity; heme binding. The transcript has 8 exons. NCBI's taxonomy places the organism in Eukaryota, Metazoa, Mollusca, Bivalvia, Ostreida, Ostreidae.
UACGCCUCAGGAGGCAUGACUCCUGUCAGUGCCAAGUUCUCUACCUACCUCACACACCAUGGACAAAAAAGAAAAUAUCCACAGUUUUGUUUUAACAUUAGAAUAGACCAGCCCGAUCCAUUCUUUCAACCUGGCAAAACCUGUAUGCACUUUGUUCGACAUUUAGGCGCACCACCAUUAAGAUGUGAAAGCGGUGUCCGCGAGCAGCUGAACGAGAGAACAGCCUUUGUAGAUGGCUCUAUGAUAUAUGGAUCUACCUUUGAUCUUGAGAAGAAAUUAAGAGAUUCAUUUGGUGGGAGACUUGCAGAAAACUACGAAAAUCUUCUUCCAUGUAACGAGAAAGGAUGUCCUCGAGGAAUAAUAACAAAAUACCAUUGUUUCAUGGCUGGAGAUCACAGGCCAAGCGAAACACCAACCCUAACUGUUCCCCAUAUAACGUGGUUAAGACGUCAUAAUCUCAUUGCCGACGCAUUGAGACGAGCCACAGGCAUCAGAAAUGAUGAAAUUCUCUUCCAGGAGGCAAGAAGAAUCGUAAUCGCACAGCUUCAACAUGUUACUUACAACGAAUUUUUGCCUGCUUUACUUGACGAUUUCACAAUGAAUUAUUUUAAUCUUCAGUCUCGAUCGUCAGGACACAGCGAUGUGUAUAAUGAUAGGCUUGAUCCAAGAACUAUAAAUGCUUUUGGUGUUGCCGCCUAUCGUAUGGGUCAUAGUUUAGUCAGAAAUAUUGUAGGUCACGACAGAGGAUUCGGGAAGAUCCAAGUAUUCAAUGUGAGUGAUUUUUUUGAGGUUCCUGACUUGAUGUUUAAAAACGGAUACGAGUUUAUGGCUCGCUGGAUGUCAAGGGCCCCAAAAUCCAGGUCUGACAGAUUCUUAGUUAAUGGAAUCAGGAAUGAAUUAUUUAAAUCCCCAAUAGAAGGAGAGGAUUCAGAAACAAUGUCCUUGGAUUUAGGAGCUUUGAACAUCCAGAGAGGUCGAGAUCACGGCAUACCUCCCUACAACGCUUACAGAGAAUUCUGUGGACUUCGAAGAGCGCGUUUCUUUGCCACUGUCCCAGGGGGGCUGGUAGAUCAUACUCCACAGGCAGCAGCUGCACUUCAGCGAACCUAUCGACAUCCAGACGAUAUUGAUCUUUAUGCUGGAGGUUUGUCUGAAACACCUCGUAAGGGAAGCAUCUUGGGACCCACUUUCCAAUGUCUUAUAGGCUACCAGUUCGGUCUCUACAAACACGGUGACCGUUUCUGGUACGAGCGCACUUUCCCGGAAAACGCGGUGGCUGCUUUUACACAAGAGGAAUUAGUACAGAUAAAAAGGACAACAUACUCCAAGGUCAUGUGUUCAGUUUUGAAGAAUAUUGGAGGCCACUUCCAUUCCUUCCAACCAAGGCUGUUAUUACGCCCUGAAAUAGAACGAAAUCAACUACAGUCAUGCAACAGAAUUUUACGAGGAAAUCGGCUAGGGUUCGACAUUACACCAUUUGCACGGCGACUUUUACGUUUAAGGGGCCGACGACGCGCAGCUUUAGGAGUUUCUUUUCCACGGAAUCCAGGCACAAGAUUUCUUCGAUUGGUUAAACCACGAUCUGUCUUCUAUUCCCCAAUCAAUCCCGGAAGGGUUUUUCCAAUUCGGAGAAGAAUAUCAUUCCAUCGACCCAAGAGAACUAUAUAAAUAUAUUGUAUAAAAGGCAGUUCCCUUGAUUGGUCCUAUUGUGGUUCUUUGCACUGACUUUUGUGAUUGACAUUGAAGACAAGUAACACCUAAAAUGUCCAUCCAUUAAUAUUGAAUAUAUCAACAUUAAUCAAUAGGAUCGAUGUUAUGUGAAUAACAUCAGGUUAUUUUAU